CGCACGCGGGGGCGCGCCGGGCCGGGGAGGCGCGCUCCGGCCGCGCUCGCUCCGCGCUCCCUUCGCUCGCUCGUUCCCUCCUCCCUCGGCAGCCGCGGCGGCAGCAGGAGAAGGCGGCGGCGGCGGCUGGGGAUCAGACAUGGCGGCGGAUCUGAACCUGGAGUGGAUCUCCCUGCCCCGGUCCUGGACUUACGGGAUCACCAGGGGCGGGCGAGUCUUCUUCAUCAACGAGGAGGCCAAGAGCACCACCUGGCUGCACCCCGUCACCGGCGAGGCCGUGGUCACCGGACACCGGCGGCAGAGCACAGAUUUGCCUACUGGCUGGGAAGAAGCAUAUACUUUUGAAGGUGCAAGAUACUAUAUAAACCAUAAUGAAAGGAAAGUGACCUGCAAACAUCCAGUCACAGGACAACCAUCACAGGACAAUUGCAUUUUCGUAGUGAAUGAACAGACUGUUGCAACCAUGACAUCUGAAGAAAAGAAGGAACGACCUAUAAGUAUGAUAAAUGAAGCUUCUAACUAUAACGUGACUUCAGAUUAUGCAGUGCAUCCAAUGAGCCCUGUAGGCAGAACUUCACGAGCUUCAAAAAAAGUUCAUAAUUUUGGAAAGAGGUCAAAUUCAAUUAAAAGGAAUCCUAAUGCACCAGUGGUCAGACGAGGUUGGCUUUAUAAACAGGACAGUACUGGCAUGAAAUUGUGGAAGAAACGCUGGUUUGUGCUUUCUGACCUUUGCCUCUUUUAUUAUAGAGAUGAGAAAGAAGAGGGUAUCCUGGGAAGCAUACUGUUACCUAGUUUUCAAAUAGCUUUGCUUACCUCUGAAGAUCACAUUAAUCGCAAAUAUGCUUUUAAGGCAGCCCAUCCAAACAUGCGGACCUAUUAUUUCUGCACUGAUACAGGAAAGGAAAUGGAGUUGUGGAUGAAAGCCAUGUUAGAUGCUGCCCUGGUACAGACAGAACCUGUGAAAAGAGUGGACAAGAUUACAUCUGAAAAUGCACCAACUAAGGAAAGCAAUAACAUUCCCAACCAUAGAGUUCUAAUUAAACCAGAGAUCCAAAACAAUCAAAAAAACAAGGAAAUGAGCAAAAUUGAAGAAAAAAAGGCAUUAGAAGCUGAAAAAUACGGAUUUCAGAAGGAUGGUCAAGAUAGACCGUUAACAAAAAUUAAUAGUGUAAAGCUGAAUUCUCUGCCAUCUGAAUAUGAGAGUGGGUCACCAUGCCCUGCUCAAACUGCACACUACAGACCAGUCAACUUGAAUAGUUCAGAGAACAAAAUAGUCAAUGUUAGCCUAGCAGAUCUUAGAGGUGGAAAUCGCCCCAGUACAGGGCCCUUAUACACAGAGGCUGAUCGAGUCAUACAGAGAACAAAUUCAAUGCAGCAGUUGGAACAGUGGAUUAAAAUCCAGAAGGGGAGGGGUCAUGAAGAAGAAACCAGGGGAGUAAUUUCUUACCAAACCUUACCAAGAAAUAUGCCAAGCCACAGAGCCCAGAUUAUGGCCCGCUACCCAGAAGGUUAUAGAACACUCCCAAGAAACAGCAAGACAAGGCCUGAAAGUAUCUGCAGUGUAGCCCCUUCCACUCAUGACAAGACGUUAGGACCGGGAGCGGAGGAGAAACGGAGGUCCAUGAGAGAUGACACAAUGUGGCAGCUCUACGAAUGGCAGCAGCGUCAGUUUUAUAACAAACAGAGCACCCUCCCUCGACACAGUUCUUUGAGUAGUCCCAAAACCAUGGUAAAUAUUUCUGACCAGACAAUGCACUCUAUUCCCACAUCACCAUCCCACGGGUCAAUAGCUGCUUAUCAGGGAUACUCCCCUCAACGAACUUACAGAUCGGAAGUGUCUUCACCAAUUCAGAGAGGAGAUGUGACAAUAGACCGCAGACACAGGGCCCAUCACCCUAAGCAUGUCUAUGUGCCUGACAGAAGGUCAGUGCCAGCUGGCCUGACUUUACAGUCUGUUAGUCCCCAGAGCCUCCAAGGGAAAACGCCAGAGGAGCUUACGCUGCUGCUAAUAAAGCUGAGACGGCAGCAAGCCGAACUGAGUAGUAUCCGGGAGCAUACGUUAGCACAGCUCAUGCAGCUAAAGCUUGAGGCCCACAGCCCAAAGAAUGAAAUUCUUUCACAUCAUCUCCAAAGGAACACCAUAUAUUUGGAUCAUCAGAUGAAAGAAAAUGAACCUAUUAUCACCAUGGUUCACACAAUGAUUGAGAACUCGGCGCUAAGACCCCAACUGUACCAGCAAUUCUUAAGACAGAAGAACAAGAUAAGUCUAUACUGUCUGUCACAAGAUGAAGGUAGAGGCACAUUAUACAAAUACAGACCUGAAGAAGUAGAUAUUGAUGCCAAGUUAAGCCGAUUAUGUGAACAAGAUAAAGUGGUGCAUGCUCUGGAAGAGAAACUUCAGCAACUCCACAAGGAGAAAUACACACUUGAGCAAGCUUUGCUGUCAGCCAGCCAAGAGAUAGAAAUGCAUGCAGAUAACCCAGCAGCCAUUCAGACAGUGGUGUUGCAAAGGGAUGAUUUACAAAAUGGACUGCUUAGUACGUGUCGAGAACUUUCUCGAGCCACUGCCGAAUUGGAACGAGCAUGGAGAGAAUAUGAUAAGUUAGAAUACGAUGUAACUGUUACCAGGAACCAGAUGCAAGAGCAGCUAGAUCACCUUGGUGAAGUUCAGACGGAAUCAGCAGGAAUUCAGCGUGCACAGAUUCAGAAAGAACUUUGGCGAAUUCAAGAUGUCAUGGAAGGGCUGAGUAAACACAAGCAGCAAAGAGGUACUACAGAAAUAGGUAUGGUAGGAUCAAAGCCUUUCUCAACAGUUAAGUACAAAAGUGAGGAAGAGGAAGUAGUCCCACCUCGUCCUCCACUUCCUCGGUCCUAUGACUUUACAGAGCAGCCUCCCAUAAUCCCCCCUCUGCCCAGUGAUAGCAGCUCCUUGCUCUGUUAUAGCAGGGGCCCAGUUCAUCUGCCUGAAGAAAAGAAGAUGUAUCAAGUUCAAGGAUAUCCAAGAAAUGGAUCUCACUGUGGUCCAGAUUAUAGACUCUACAAGAGUGAACCAGAGUUAACAACAGUGGCAGAAGUUGAUGAAUCUAAUGGAGAAGAAAAAUCAGAACCUGUUUCAGAGAUAGAAACUUCAGUUGUUAAAGGUUCCCACUUUCCUGUUGGAGUAGUCCCUCCGAGAACAAAAUCACCAACACCCGAAUCUUCAACAAUAGCUUCAUAUGUAACCUUGAGGAAAACUAAGAAGAUGAUGGAUCUAAGAACGGAAAGACCAAGAAGUGCAGUGGAACAGCUGUGUUUGGCUGAAAGUACUCGACCUAGGAUGACGGUGGAAGAGCAAAUGGAAAGAAUAAGAAGACAUCAACAAGCGUGCCUGAGGGAAAAGAAAAAAGGAUUCAAUGUUAUUGGUGCUUCAGACCAGUCACCCUUACAAAGCCCUUCAAAUUUAAGGGAUAAUCCAUUUAGGACUACUCAGACUCGAAGGAAGGAUGAUAACGUUAAGGAACUGGACAUUGUCAUUAGAGAAAAUGAUGUAAAGCCAGACCGUGAAACUCCCACAGCAGAAAUUAUUCAACUAAAAGAAACUGAACCCCAAAAUGUGGACUUCAGCAAAGAGUUUAAAAAAACUGAAAACAUUUCAUAUGAAAUGCUUUUUGAACCUGAGCCAAAUGGAGUAAAUUCUGUGGAAAUGAUGGAUAAAGAAAGAAACAAAGAAAAAAUGCCUGAGGAUGUUACAUUCAGCCCUCAAGAUGAAACACAGAUCACAAAUCAUAAACCAGAAGACCAUCCUGAAGAAAAUACAAAGAACAAUGUUGACGAACAGGAAGAAACUGUUAUUUCUUACGAAUCAACUCCUGAGGUUUCUAGAGGAAAUCAAACAAUGGCAGUGAAAAGUCUGUCCCCAUCUCCUGAGUCCUCGGCAUCGCCAGUUCCGUCCACUCAGCCGCAGCUCACAGAAGGAUCACAUUUCAUGUGUGUGUAGUCCCAGAAGAACUAUACUGACUUCUGUUGAAACCAUUCAAAGCUAAAGACAUGGACCUUCAGCAGUGUAAGAAGAUAUUGUACAGUAUAUUUUAAAUCUAUGAAAUUCAUAGUUCUGAUGCUUUUGGUCACAGAGCAUCAUUUUAUCACUUCUGGAAAAUGUUUAUUCCAAAACAGCUUUAAUGGCCCAUAUGUACACUCCGUAAUCUCAAGGUUAUUAUUCUGACACCAGCUUGCUGCUAUGAUUUCAGAGCACAUAAGUAAAGGUGCUUUUUAAUGUGCAGUCUAUUGCCAGAGCUUACUUAGUUGCUGAUUUCCAGAUUUUGAUGUUUCUGAAGUCUAGGUGAAUUUAUAUAUAUAUUUUUUUUUUUGCUUUUCAUUUUCUUAAGUUAGUUAUUAUUUCCAAUGAAGCUUGUUUUCUUUUUCUUUUUUUUUUCUUUUCUUCCCAUUUUGGCUACUGCAGUGCUUUUGUUUCACACUUGAUUUGUAAAAAUUUUAUAUAUAUAUAUAUAUAUAUAUUUAAAAUGUGCCAUUUUAUUGCUAAGUGAAGUAUGUCCUGUUUUCUGCUCUAAUUCUUUCUUAGUCCGAUUGCAAUGUCAGCAGUUACUGCCACACUCCUGUCAGCUUAAACACAAAUGUUACCGCUUAUCUUUUCUUAAAAAAAAAAAAAAAAAAGUGUAGGUAUUUUGAAGUACUGGGCUUAUAUUUCAUUGGAAUACAUGUGUACAGCAAUAAGCAGGUUUUCAAAUCCAGUACUUAGUUUGUGUACAAAUGUAAUUAUGUUCAUUGUGUAUAUAUUAUACAAUGAGCACAUGUAAUGUAUUAAAGGCUACUUACUAUUGUUUAAAUGCAAAUGUUCAUAUCUCAUUUCUUUUUUAUCAUGUUAAAUAAAUGUUGAUGUUCUUAAA
Messenger RNA from Rhinopithecus roxellana (golden snub-nosed monkey), 4883 nucleotides. It is a transcript of the gene PLEKHA5, whose product is annotated as pleckstrin homology domain containing A5. Gene Ontology annotation, molecular function: protein binding; phosphatidylinositol-4-phosphate binding; phosphatidylinositol-3,5-bisphosphate binding. NCBI's taxonomy places the organism in Eukaryota, Metazoa, Chordata, Mammalia, Primates, Cercopithecidae. The transcript has 31 exons. The coding region runs from base 140 to 3976 and encodes 1278 amino acids. Gene Ontology annotation, cellular component: cytosol. The record is from RefSeq and is a predicted model, not a curated record.